AUGCGACAUUCUUUCUUCCUUAUUUUUUGUUUCUUUUUUAUCUCGAUCUCUUCUUUUUCAUUCUUUAUUUUCUUCAUUUCGAUAUUCCUCUCCUUAUCGAUUUUUAAAAUAAUAUUUAUAUUACUUUCUAUUGCGUUAUUUUUCUUGUUUUUUCUUUAUUUUGUUACUCUUCAAUUUUUUUUUUACUUUUCUGUCUUGCUCAAUUUCUUCCUUAUUUUCCCUUUAUUAUUAUAUUCUUCAUAUUCUCAAGAAUUUCUCUUUUUCUAUCUCAUUUUAUUUCUUUGUUCCAUUUUUCUGUAUUCCUUUUUCCCAUUUUUCCAAUUCAUUCAUGCAUACAUUCACUCAUUUCUUCUUUCUUUCUUAUUUUUCUCUCUUUCUUUCUUUCAUCAAAUCUGUCCUUCUAAAUUGCUUUUAAUUUAUAUUUAUCUUUCGCUUUCAUUUUCUAAUUUUUAUCAUUCUUACAUUUUUUUUCUUUCUUAUAGUUCCUUGCCUACCGUUCGGUCUUUUUCUUUUUUUCUUUCUGAUAUUAUUUUAGUCCUUCUUACGCCCCUUAUUCCCUUUCACAUUUGUUUAUUCAUUCCUUUAUUCUCUUAUUCUUUCUUAUAUUAUUUAAUUCCUUUCUACUUUUCAUCCUCCUUAUUUCUUUUCCUUAUUUAUUCCUUUAUUCGUUCAUUCCUUCUUAUAAUUCCUUCCUACUUCCCUUCUUCCUUAUUCCUUUUCUUUAUUCAUCCCCUCAUUCGCUCAUUCUUUCUUAUAUUACUUAAUUCCUUCCUACUUCGCUUCUUCGUUAUUCCCUUUCUUUAUUCAUUCCUUUAUACGCUUAUUCUUUCUAAUAUUACUUAA
Messenger RNA from Acanthosepion pharaonis, 843 nucleotides. The record is from the annotation of a GenBank genome assembly. Lineage: Eukaryota; Metazoa; Mollusca; Cephalopoda; Sepiida; Sepiidae.